Molecule: messenger RNA, 1083 nt
Organism: Phalacrocorax carbo (great cormorant)
Lineage: Eukaryota; Metazoa; Chordata; Aves; Suliformes; Phalacrocoracidae
Source: RefSeq, a predicted model, not a curated record
CAGAGCGCACCGCGCAUGCGCGCAGCACCGCGGGGCGGGAGCAGCGGCCAAUCGGCGCGGGAGGGCGGGUCGGCGCAUGCGCGCCGCCAAGAACUACCCGCCGUGGUGCGCCGCGCGCACGCGCGCGCUCUUCCCGCCCCGCCCCGCCACCUUUUUACGCAGGCGCAGUGCGGGGAAAAGCUCAGGCCAAGGGCGCCUGCGCGCCGCCGCGCUAAGGGGGAGCGUGCCGGCCAAUCGCGGCGCGGGGGGGCGGGGCCGCGCACGCGCGCGGGGCGGCGGGACCGGAAGCGCCGCGGCGGCCGCCAUGGAGGCGCUCCGCGGGUGGCUCGUCCCGCUCCUCCUGCCCGGGCGCUGCUUCGACGAGCUCUUCCUGCGGCUGAACGUGUUGCACGUGCCGUGCCUGAAAAUCCUGCUCAGCAAAACGCUCGGUUACGUCAUCGUCGCCGGCUCCGUCAUGGCGCCUGGGGGGAGGCGCUCUUCCUCCUCCUGCAGACCCUGACCAUCGGCUUCCUCAUCCAGCAUUUCGGGGGGCACACGGGGCGAGCUGCUGCAGGCGGCCACCAACUACCGGCAGGGCCACACGGGGCAGCUCUCGGGGGUCUCCACCGCCCUCCUGCUGGGGGGGGCCCUGGCCCGCAUCUUCACCUCCCUGCAGGAGACGGGGGACGCGCUGCUGACCUUGACCUUCGUCGCCUCGGCCGCCUGCAACGGGCUGCUGCUGGGCCAGGUGCUCUACUACGGGGGGGCCCCGGCCCCCCGCCCCAAGGGGGACUGAGCCCCCCGCCCCGGGACCCCCAACCCCCUGGGGAACCCCCCCCCACCAUCACACGAUGGGGUUUGGAGGGGCUUUGGGCCCCCCCCCAAAGCGCUGGACCAAGGUGGGGGUGGGGGAGGGGCUGGGACCCCCCCUGGACGCCUGCGUGUCCCCCCCGCAGGAAGGCGGGAGGCUCCAGAGGAUCCAGGCGUCCGACCCCCCCCUCCCCUCCCCAUGGCCCCCCCAAUAAAGGGGCACCCGCCCUCCCCCCCCACCUUGGUUGUUCUUCAUUUCUAAUUACAGGCAAUAAUUAACGCUGACACCCCCCC